AUGUCAUUAAACAUUGAACAAGUUAAAGAGUUCAGUAAUAAAACUUGGGAGGAAAGUAUUAUUCCAACUUUAUCAAAAUAUAUCGAAAUCCCAAAUCAAAGUCCACAAUAUGAUCCAGAAUGGGCUACCAAUGGUUUAACAGAAAAAGCUGUAGAAUUAUUAAACAAUUGGGUUUUAGAACAAAAUGUUAAAGGAUUAAAAUCAGAAAUUAAAAAAAUUGAAGGUAUUUCACCAAUUAUUUUCAUUACUGUAGAAUCUACCAAAACUGAAAACUCAAAAACUGUUUUCUUAUAUGGACACAUGGAUAAACAACCACCUUUAACUAGCGAAUGGGCUGAAGGUUUACAUCCAUACAAAGCUGUUAUUAAAGAUGGUAAAUUAUAUGGUCGUGGUGGUGCUGAUGAUGGUUAUUCAAUUUUUGCUUCAGUUAUGGCAAUUAAAGCUCUUCAAGAACAAAAUAUUUCACAUGAUCGUUAUGUUAUUGUUAUUGAGGGUUCAGAAGAAUCAGGUUCAAUUCAUUUAACUCAAUAUAUUGAUAAAUAUCAAGAAGAAAUUGGCACCCCUUCACUUAUUGUUUGUUUAGAUAGUGGUUGUGGUAACUAUGAACAAUUAUGGAUGACCAGCAGUCUUCGUGGUGUUUUAAGUGGUGACCUUACUGUUAAAGUUUUAGAUGAAGCUUGUCACAGCGGUUCAGCCUCAGGUAUUGUUCCAUCAUCAUUCCGUAUUCUUCGUCAAGUUAUUGAUCGUCUUGAAAACCAAAUUACUGGUGAAGUCGAUAAAAGACUUCAUGUUGAAAUUCCAAGCUACAGAAUUGACCAAGCCAAGAAAUGUGCUGAAGUUUUAGGUGAUUUCUACAAAAGCUAUUCAUGGCACGGUAACACCCAGCCAAUUACCACUGAUCCAGCUGAAUUAUUAUUAAAUAAAACAUGGCGUCCAACUGUCUGUACCACUGGUGUUGAUGGUAUCCCACACAUUUCCAAUGCUGGUAAUGUUAUGCGUACUCAAACUACUGUUCAACUUUCAAUUCGUCUUCCACCAUCAUUAACCGUUGAUGUUGCUAGCAAGGCUCUUAAAGAAAUUCUCGAAUCAAACCCACCAUAUGGUGCUGAAGUUAUUUUCAAUAUUGUUGAUGUUGCUGCUGGUUGGGACGCCCCAGCUGUUAAACCAUGGUUAGAAAAAGCUCUUGGUGAAGCUUCACAAAACUUCUUUAAUAAACCACACGUUUAUACUGGUGAAGGUGGUAGCAUUCCAUUCAUGGGUAUGCUUGGUGAAAAAUUCCCAGAAGCUCAAUUCGUCAUUACUGGUCUUUUAGGUCCACAAUCAAAUGCUCACGGUCCAAAUGAAUUCCUUCACAUCGAUUUUGGUAAAAAAUUAUUAAGUUGUGUUGUUUAUCUUUUAGAUGCCCAUGCUAAAUACGCCUAAAUAAAUAAUAAAAAAUAAAUUUAAAAUAG
Dictyostelium purpureum is the source of this 1451-nucleotide messenger RNA. RefSeq lists its product as uncharacterized. Bases 1 to 1422 code for a protein of 473 amino acids. The transcript has 6 exons. NCBI's taxonomy places the organism in Eukaryota, Evosea, Eumycetozoa, Dictyosteliales, Dictyosteliaceae. Gene Ontology annotation, biological process: proteolysis. The record is from RefSeq and is a predicted model, not a curated record. Gene Ontology annotation, molecular function: peptidase activity.